Molecule: messenger RNA, 1947 nt
Organism: Phragmites australis (common reed)
Lineage: Eukaryota; Viridiplantae; Streptophyta; Magnoliopsida; Poales; Poaceae
Product: WD repeat-containing protein ATCSA-1
Exons: 9
Coding region: 317-1729 (470 amino acids)
Biological process (GO): protein polyubiquitination; proteasome-mediated ubiquitin-dependent protein catabolic process; transcription-coupled nucleotide-excision repair
Cellular component (GO): Cul4A-RING E3 ubiquitin ligase complex; nucleotide-excision repair complex
Molecular function (GO): protein binding
Source: RefSeq, a predicted model, not a curated record
AAUUUGAAGUGACCUUACUCCACCCAUUCCCCUCCAAGCAGGCUUUCAUCUACUCGAGUUGGAGGCUUCGAGCACGAGAUUGCAUCAGUCCUUGCUAGUUAAAAGCCCUUUCCGAAUCUGGGUCAAAUCCUAAUUUCCAUGAGUCGGGAUCAGGGUUUAACCACCGAAUUCAAUGGAAGCUUCCAAGCGUAACAGCUGAGCCCCCUUCCACACCGGUCGGCGCACCAACGGCCCGAUCGCUCCGUUCGCUGUUCCCUCCGCGCACACCGUCGCGUCGCUGGUCGCGCACCGCCGGAUUCGCCGCUGCUGAUGUAAUAUGCACGCCGAUUGGAUGUGGUUGGAGGAGGUGAAGGGGAGGGAGCGCGGGGAGCUGCGCACCCGGCGUUUCGAGGCCGCCGCCCGGGCGCGCCGCGCGGCCUCGCUCGAGCUCUCCAACCGCAAGGAGUUCGCCACCCCGCACCACGGCGCCGUCAACUCCCUCCAGGUUGAUUUGACAGAGGGGAGGUACCUGCUCUCCGGGGCGUCGGAUGGCUCGGCCGCUGUAUUCGAUGUGCGGAGCGCGACAGAAUACGAAGCCGGGUUCAUAGCGAAGCACGGGAACAUACUGCUUGUGGACAAGCAGCACGAGAAUGGCCACAAGUUCGCCAUAUCGGCGGCCGUUUGGUAUCCUGUGGACACCGGGCUGUUCGUCACAGCGUCCUUUGAUCACUUUGUCAAAGUUUGGGAUACCAAUUCGACUCAAGUCGUCAUGGAUUUUAAGAUGCCUGGAAAAGUGUACAGUGCAGCUAUGUCUCCAAUUGCAACAACGCACAUGCUCAUCGCUACUGGGAGCGCAGAUGUUCAGGUCCGCCUGUGUGACGUUGCUUCUGGAGCCUUUACCCACACGUUGUCCGGUCAUCGUGAUGGUAUCAUGUCUCUGGAGUGGUCUGCCUCAAGUGAGUGGAUUUUGAUGAGCGGUGGCUGCGAUGGGGCAAUACGUUUUUGGGACAUUAGACGAGCUGGAUGCUUUCGUGUUCUUGAUCAGUCACGGUCUCAGCUUGGAAGGAGGCCUCCUCUUCUCCAAAACACUAAUGAUAAACAGGAUCACAUGGAUUCCUUAGGACCUUCACCUUCCACAAGAAGCUACUCAGCUCAGAAAAGAACAAGCAACUCUAAGAAGAAAUCACCAGAUUUGCGCAAAAGUCAAAACCUGACACAUGGACAGAUGCAACAGAGAUUGCAUCCCGGUUUGUCAUCCAGUCAAAAUCGUGCAACAGCUCAUUAUGGUGCUGUUACUGGAUUACGAACAACUACAGAUGGGAUGUACCUUCUUAGCUCGGGAUCUGAUUCUCGUUUAAGACUAUGGGACAUCGAUUCAGGCUGCAAUACUUUGGUCAAUUUUGAAGCUAUGCGAUUGCAGACUGGCAAGCCAUUACAGUUAGCUGUCACUGAGGAUCCUUCACUUGUAUUCGUUCCAUGCAUGGCAAGCAUCAAGGCAUACAAUUUAUGGACAGGUACGACAUCUCAAACAUUCCGGGGGCACUACGAACUUGUGAAUUGCUGCUACUAUAGCGCACAGGACCAAGAAUGCAGGAACUUUAUACUGGCAGCAAUGAUAGGCAAAUUCUUGUGUGGUCUCCAUCAACUCCAGCUUUUACUGAAAUGGAAGACGAUGACAAGCGGCACAGGUUUUCUGCAGCUGAUGAGGAUAACUGGAGUGACUAAGAACUCGUGUACAAGUGUCUACUAACAUUGGAUGUUAACAAGUCAGGGUGAUUGUUAAUAUUGCAUUAACCAGUAAAUCUUGUUAGCAGCUCUUGAAGUUUGAUGCAGGAUUACUCUAAUCUGUAAAAGUUGUUGUACAAUAUCAUGUGCAAUUUUGAAGGUUUAUUCAAGUGAAGUAUUUUUCUGUGGUGUUGAAAUAUUGGUAUAUUUAUCAGAAAAGGAUGGAGGGAUGUCUCAGGUUCA